Molecule: messenger RNA, 1470 nt
Organism: Botrytis deweyae
Lineage: Eukaryota; Fungi; Ascomycota; Leotiomycetes; Helotiales; Sclerotiniaceae
Exons: 2
Coding region: 1-1470 (489 amino acids)
Source: RefSeq, a predicted model, not a curated record
AUGGUCCAUCAACCAAGUACGUGGGAACUCUCCCUCGAUCGUGCGAAGCAGCAAUUUCGUGACCACCAACACGAAUGUCAAUAUGAUGGGAGAAUUAGGGGUUCCCGCAAGCUGCCAAGUUCGAUGAAAACCAGCUCCAAAGUGAGAACCACUACGAGUUCUGAUCAUAAUCAGGAUAUUAGCCAUGAUAGCGAGUUUCCCUUCGAUUCAUGGGUUGAGUCUAUAACUGAGGCGGUCAUCCCCUACGAAAAACAUACUUCAUGCGUUCCAUCAAACGGCAGUACGCAAGUAUUUGACUAUGCACAAAAGCUUGGCAGUUUUUCAUCAAAAUUGAGUGUAGCAUCCAAUGCCAAAGAUACAUCCACCGCAACAUCUGGAAGAGUUUUUAAUGAAAACUAUCAAGGUACCAUGAUCCGAUGCCUCGGAAUGAACACCGAAAGGCAGAUCGGAUUUAACAAGUCCUCAUCUGAUAAAUCUUACACUCGAUCCGUCUCAACUUCUUCGGGUCCAAGUUUAUCGUCCUCGUUUGCAUCGACUGCAUCGACUGACAUUACGACGCCAGUGCUUGACGGAAACCAUUUCCAAACACCCAUCUGGGAUAAAAAUAUGCCCAUGCCACUUAUUGAAACCUCAAACAGUCUUCAUAGAUACGAAUCAUUGGCCAAGACACCCCAAGACGUCGUGGUGCUAGAUAAGUACCCAGUCAACGAAGACGUGAAUAAAAAGAAAUCCGAGUUCGUUCCGUCAGCAAUCCUCAAGGGUGAGAGCCGUCCGACCAAUCCCGAAAUGAUUCGUAAAGCUGCAGAAGUUGGUCUUCCUUCCAAUCCAAAUUACAAAGGCGAGCUCACCAACUUCAAUCUCCGCAAUGCCAUGUGUCUCGACCACGAGAAUUGUUCGGUGAGAAUACAUAAAAUUCCUCCAGAGGCCAGUCAUUCCGAGAUCUUCGCUGUGAUUACCCAUGGCAAGGUUUUCUCAUUCAACUACACCCCUCCCGUCAAAGGACUUUUCACUCAUGCCGCUGCCGAUCUUGUCUUCCUCACACGAGACGCAGCACAAGACUUCUUCCAUGACGCAAAGUUCGGCCGUGGCCUUUAUAUUCGCGGGGAGAGACUUACGGUCAUGUGGAAUAGGAUUAAAGUGAUGCCGGCGGAAGGUCGAUAUGAAAGAAUGUCAAGAGUAGUCAGAAUUAAAGGCCCAGCCACCGAAUUGUCGGCAAAAACUGUCGAAGUAUUCUUUCGGAGCAGAUUUGAGUUCGAUCUUGUCACGAAUAAAGAAUGGGUCCAGAGAGAUGGGUGGAAAAUUGUCGAGUUAGCGUUUUCGUCUAUCCGUAGUCAAAGUGAGUCGGCGGUAAAAAGUUUCAACCUUUAUGUCGAACAGGAGAUGCCGAAUGUUGGAUAUCGUAUCUGGUAUGCUCCUGAUCCAUGCUUCAAGCUUGAACGCAUAGGAAAUUUUCGAUUAUCCAGAAAUUAA